AAUCUACCCUGGACUUGUGCGUGAAGGAAGCACAGGAUUGAUGUUGACCUGGACUACUUUAGAUAGCAUCAACCUUGUCGUUUAUGUGUGUAUGUUGUUAGUAGAGCUGCAGGUCAGUGUGUUGUUGUACUCCGAGUCCAGAGGGAGCAGCAGUAGCAGCAGCAGCAGCAGGUGCAUGUGGAUGGCGAUAAAACUCAUGGAAAACUGCUUUCUCCAUACAGCUGGGACAUAGGCGGAUCCUUAAAAUUAUCCCGAAAAGCCAAACGAAAAAACGCCAUUGGUUUGAGGAAAGGGUGAAAGAGUGUUUUUUCCCACUGCUUUCCCGUAUCAAGAACAGCUAUGAAGCGAUAAUCCCGGGGGAAAAGCAGCACAUUUAUAGGCUACCCGGUUCACAAACAUGGAGAAAGUGAAAAAGUAAUCGUUAACUUAAAGCUACCUCAACUUUAAAAAACUGUGACUUUGAAAGAAGAAACUUGAGCAAAGCUUUUGCUCUCUGGGAGAAAACCAACAAGGUGGAUACAUGUUGAGACUCUUGCAGGGAUUUUCAGGAUUUCACUGACUUUAGCGGCCAUGGAGAAGAAGGACAAACCGACCGACCGGAGCCGCUCAGCCGACGGGAGAGCUAAAGAAAGAGUCGACAGUGUGGAUCCAUAUGGCUUUGAGCGCUCGGAUGACUUUGACUAUGACUCAUAUGAGGAGCUGAUGUCUGAGUAUCUAGUCGUGCUUACCCGACGAUCCAUCAAGUGGUCCAAACUACUGAAGGGCAAAAGAAAGGUGCAGAAGAAUGUGAAAUUAAAGCGUUAUGUACGUAAGGGGAUCCCCAAUGAGCACCGGACCCUGAUCUGGAUGGCAGCUAGUGGCGCUCAAGACCAGCUAGAGAAGAACCCAGGUUACUACCAGUCCCUGCUUGGAGCCCAGCAUGACCCCAAACUGGUGGAGACCAUCUGCACAGACUUACACAGAACAUUUCCAGACAACAUCCAGUUCCGCAAGACAUCCAACCCGUGUCUGCAGAAAGCUCUGCACAACGUGCUGCUGGCUUAUGGUCACCACAAUCCAGCUGUGGGCUACUGUCAGGGGAUGAACUUCAUAGCUGGAUACCUACUUAUCAUCACAAAAGAUGAAGAGAAAUCCUUCUGGCUGAUGGAUGCACUACUGGGCAGAAUUUUACCAGACUACUACUCUCCAGCCAUGCUGGGGCUGAAGACUGACCAGGAGGUGUUGGGGGAACUGGUGAAGAUGAAAGUCCCCAGAGUGUGGCAGACCAUGGUGGAUCACAAUGUCAUGUGGACCCUGGUGGUGUCCCGGUGGUUCAUCUGUCUCUAUAUAGACGUCCUGCCAGUAGAGACCGUUCUGCGUAUUUGGGAUUGCUUGUUCUACGAGGGCUCUAAAAUCCUGUUCCGUGUUGCUCUGACAUUGAUCCACCACAACCAGGAUCUGAUUCAGCAGGCCCAGUCGCUGCCAGACGUCUGCCAAAACUUCAAACAGAUCACCCACGGACCAUUUGUGGAUGAAUGUCACACUUUCAUGCAGAAAAUCUUCACUGAACCAGGAAGUCUCUCCUUUGCAACCUUGACUAAGCUCCGGACUACAUGUCGAUCCCGCAUCAUCGCAGAGGAGUCCUGACCCAAACUGACUGAUAGUUGCUUGAAACUCAGUACACACAUUCCACUGGGAUGAACGGCUUGUUUGCACCUUUAAGUGACUCCAUGUCACAGUGACUACUACGUGUACUUCUUGUCUUAAACAUUAUUGUUGAGAUGAUAAAACUUAAAUGUAAAUAUAUGAUCUCAUGAGAAUAUUCUUAGCAAUGUGCUAACCUAUUGAUUCCAGUUGAAACUGACAUGUAGUGUGUUUUAAGGUGAUAUUUUCUUCUUUUGCUAAAAUGUGGAAUUAUGCACUUUAUUCCAGAUACACUGAAGAGAAAAGGCUUGGCAGCAGAUGUCAGGUCAGAAAAAAUGUUGCACACUGUAAGCACGCCCAACAAAAACCUGCCUACUGUAUUAUACACUGUCGUCUUAGUCUUGAAUAUUGUAAAUAAUGUUAACUAAUUGUUCUUUGAGGUGAAUUCAAAAUUGAUUGACGAAUGAAAAAACAAUGCUGGCACUACAUGAAGUAUCUGAAUGUGAAUUAUAUUAAUUUCAUAACAAAAAACUCAGAUUUCCUUUAAACAUUUCAGUGUCUGAUUCAUAGUUCCUGACCUCAACCUUUUAUUUCAAUUACACUGUGAUGAUUCAAACAUGGCUGCUCUCUUUUGCAAACAAUGGUGUGUCCAGUUUGUGGCCCUUUAAACAGUUAGGCACUGAUAUCAGAUUUUUAUUUCAUGGGUCAAAAAUAACCGUGGCAUUGAUCCCAGAGUAUCCUGUGUAAUGUUG
Scomber scombrus (Atlantic mackerel) is the source of this 2375-nucleotide messenger RNA. It is a transcript of the gene grtp1a, whose product is annotated as growth hormone regulated TBC protein 1a. Bases 571 to 1626 code for a protein of 351 amino acids. The transcript has 8 exons. Lineage: Eukaryota; Metazoa; Chordata; Actinopteri; Scombriformes; Scombridae. The record is from RefSeq and is a predicted model, not a curated record.